Engraulis encrasicolus (European anchovy) is the source of this 1124-nucleotide messenger RNA. RefSeq names its product tryptase-2-like. The transcript has 2 exons. Gene Ontology annotation, molecular function: serine-type endopeptidase activity. Lineage: Eukaryota; Metazoa; Chordata; Actinopteri; Clupeiformes; Engraulidae. The record is from RefSeq and is a predicted model, not a curated record. The annotation marks the transcript as partial. Gene Ontology annotation, biological process: proteolysis.
UGCCAUUGCCCUACCCUCAGACACUACAGGAAGUAGAAGUUCCCGUGGUGUCAAACUCAGCCUGCAGUAAAGAGUACGCUACCGAAGGCGUCACCAUCAACUCCAACAUGCUCUGCACUGGACUACUCGGGGUGGGGGGCAAGGACUCCUGCCAGGGAGACUCGGGGGGCCCGGUGGUAAUCAAGCGGAGCUCUACGUGGGUGCAAGCUGGCAUUGUGAGCUUUGGCAUCGGCUGUGCAGAUCGCCAAUUCCCAGGAGUCAACACCCGGGUGUCCCGCUACAACAACUGGGUGGACGAGCACGUCAACCACCAGCCAGGACUACUCAGUAGCAGCAGGGUGGUCCUACUCACCACCACUCUCUCCCUCAUCCUUCUCUCCACAUGAAGAGCGGAAUUUUUCAAAUGUUUUUUAUUAUUAACUAAGCUUUAUAAAAUUUCUGCAAAUAGUAUGUUCAAGAUUUUACAAACCUUUCAACAGAGUAUUUCCUUUCACUUACAAACAGUUUGUAAAUGUUUAAUAAAUAUAAUUAACAUAACAUUUACCACUCAUUUAGAAACAUUUGUUAAUGUUUUGUUCAUCAUUAGUUAAUUGCUAACAAAGUCUCUAUAAUGCGUUUUAUGCAUGCUUAUUAUAAAGUGUUACCCCACAGUGUUGAUUUAACAUUUUGAGAGUGUAUUGGGUCCCAGAUUACUCUCUAAGUGUUGAAUUAACAGAGACUGAAUAUGUUACUGUGUAUCCUCUAUGCACAACAUCGCUCACUCCACUCCAUUAUGCCAACACUCCAUUUCUGACUUUUAAAAAGGUGUAUUUCACGUUAUACAUGGGUUCUGAGUGUUUAUCAACACAAUGUUAUGAGGAGGGGGAAGACACUGGCAGCCAACCAUGUGAGCAAAUUUUUUGAGCGACAGCGGUUUCCAACAAUCAGAGGUUGAGUUGUGCGCAGUUAGUUUCGCACAGUCAGGUUAUAAACAAAUUUUAGAACCCAUGUAUACUUGACUGUGAAAAUGAUGGUGAGAAAUCUGUUCACCUGAGGCCUGUUAACAGACCUACUUGCCUACAGAUCUACAGAGCCUUCUGAACUCCUGUGUUUGAGUUAGUUUACGUGUGCCGUGUGUGUGUGUG